Molecule: messenger RNA, 4007 nt
Organism: Amyelois transitella
Lineage: Eukaryota; Metazoa; Arthropoda; Insecta; Lepidoptera; Pyralidae
Product: leucine-rich repeat and immunoglobulin-like domain-containing nogo receptor-interacting protein 3
Exons: 5
Coding region: 456-3233 (925 amino acids)
Cellular component (GO): extracellular matrix
Molecular function (GO): protein binding
Source: RefSeq, a predicted model, not a curated record
CACGCUCCGCGCAACUCCGUCAGUCGCCCUUUAUUUCUUUCCAGUGUUCGCUUCGGUCGUGUAGUGACAGCGUAUUUCAUUAUAUCAAUAGCGAAGAGCUUAUUCGUUUUACUUGUGAAUUUAAUAUAUUAAAUUUUACGCAAAAGUUAUAAAACUGUUGCGCUGUCGUUUUGUAAAAGUGUGCAAUGUUAACAAAGGUGUUUUAUUCGUGAAUGAAAAUCGUUGCAUGAACGGAAUGUGCAGUUGGAUCUUGCAUCUGUUGUCAACACAAUAACGUGGAUUAUGCAAGCCUGAAGUAAAAAUGUGAAUGUUAAAACCGAAGUAUACGUAUCGCAGUCAAUGUUUUCGUGUUCGUGUCAUUUAAAGUGUUGUGUUCAGGGAAUUUUACAGUGGGAAUGCUCUGGAGGUAGCAGCGAGUAUACAGAAGUAAAUUAGACUAUGUGGGUUACAAUAUAAUGCAGUGGUUGCACAAAAUAUUGUCGCUGGCAAUAGUUUGCGCAGCAGUGGAGGCCGCAGGGUGUCCCUCCACUUGCAAAUGCACCAAGACACGCCUCUCUUGCUCCGGUUACAAUGUCCCAGAGAACCGACUAACUAGGAAACUAUUGGAGCCAUUCGGAACAGAUCUCAUAGAAAUAACAUGGACCAAUUCAAAAGUAACAACGCUGGAGCCACCUUUAUUUGAUGGGCUUAACAAUUUAGAGUACAUCGACUUGAGUAGAAACGAAAUCAAAAGGACUGAACAUGGACUGUUUGCUAGGCUUAGGCACUUAAAGCAUCUCAACAUAUCGAGGAACCAUCUUGAUGACAUACCCAGAUUCACCUUCAGCGACCUAGACAAUCUGGAAGUCCUAGAUGUUUCCCACAACCAGCUCCAUGCCAUACCAUUCCAAGUCUUCUGGCCAAUGACUGGACUGCAAUAUUUGGAUAUAUCACAUAACAAAAUUGCUACUUUCCAAGAUUUCUAUUUUAAUCCUAACCGCAAACUGAAAUCACUGUUCCUAAACAAUAAUAGCCUAGUCAAAAUUACUUCUAAUGCUCUAGUCAACUUGAUGGAAUUGGAGAUAUUGGAUUUAUCUAGUAACAAAUUAGACUAUAUACCAAAAUAUAUGUUUGAUACUUUCCAACAGCUGAGGGAGCUCAAUUUAAGCUACAAUCAGUUCCAAAACAUAUCACAAGAUGCUUUUAAAAAUCUAGUAAAUCUUAGGUGGUUAAACAUGGGCGGGAACAGGAUGAGAAUGUUGCCUGCGAUGCUCUUCCAACACAACAAAUAUAUAGAAACUCUCUACCUCGAACACACUGAAAUAACAGUCAUAGAGAACACUAAUUUUGAAGGCUUAAUUAAUCUACAGCGACUUUACCUAAGGAAUAAUUUAUAUUUACGCGAGAUAGAACAAUUUGUUUUCCAAGAUACACCUUCAAUUACCCAUUUGGAUAUAAGUUUUAAUGCUCUGACCAAUCUGCCUAUGUCUCUGAGAGAUCUGUGCAAACUAGAAGAGCUAAAGAUAAAUGGGAAUCCAUGGGCUUGUGACUGCAGAAUGGCUUGGUUCGCCGUUUGGGGCGAGGAGAAGAGUAAAAAUAAUAUAACAAAGAAUGAUCUGAGUUGUAGAUUAGGAUAUCCCAAUGACAUGUUGACUAUAUUGAACCAUAUGCACUGUGAGCCGCCCGUGUUGGUUGAAAGCAGUCCUUUGACGCUGAAUCGGCUAAAAACAGAUGCGUUGUUGAUAUGUAGGUUCAAUGGCAACCCGGCGCCGUCAAUCACUUGGAUCACGCCGACACGGGACGUCUAUCAUUGGAACCCUGACCCGCUGAUACCGGACAUUUACCACAAGCACGGAGUCGCACACGACCAACACUACAACACCAUAGACAACACUAGAUCUAGACUGAGGAUCCGCGACGACGGCUCAUUAUUUAUCCAAGAUAUCCACAGAGAAGACAGCGGAACUUACUUAUGCUUUGCAACGAACCCUUCAGGCAAUGUUUCCACUGAGGUCAUCCUAAACAUAGACCCUAUGACGAUGUACGAAAUAAAAAUGUACAGUUUACUUUGCGGCGGUAUAUGCGCGGCGGCGUUUUUAGCUCUCACGCUGUUAGUGCAGGCGCUACGUUAUAUAUUUCACAGGUUCCGUCUCAUGGAGACGUGUUGUAGCUGUUGCACUUGCGUCAGCCGGGACGCGCCACGAUCUCGCCAAAUCUACAGUAUGCUGGACAAUAUAGAACAGUAUAAAAGGCAACAGUUGGAGAAAUUACGUGAGAAUUAUGCUAUACAAGUGCACAGAAUAAAAGAGAACUGUACUCAGCAAAUGGACUGGAUUCAGAACAGCUAUUCGACCCAAGCAACGCAUCUCCGGAACAUAAGGGACAUCGGGAGUAACCACUUGUCGUCAAUGAAAGAUAAUUAUUAUGAUCAGGUGAAACGAGUAAGAGACUAUUCCACAUGUCAGCUGAACUGGGUGCGAGAGAACUACGUGUUCCAAAGGAACAAGAUCCGCAAGUUCUCCGCUCACCAGAUCCUGAGACUCAGAGAAUCCUACAAGUACCAACAGCAGACCCUCAACAAAGUCCUAGAGAACCUUCCUAGUCUGUACUUUGAGAACUGUCGAAGCGGCUCGUGCGGACGCAGCGACAGCAUGGCCUUCGAUCCCGACGUAGAAGUCAUCGACAUGUAUCUCAAGACGAAGAUAGAGAAGCUGGCGAAACUACCAAACCCCAUAGCUGACGACGAAAGCAAGAUAUCGGUCUACUACACCCCCACAGAACGCUCCGUCAACUCCAGACGAAACUCCCCCGUGCCUCUACCUGAGGGCAUCCAUAUCAACAUGAUAGAAAAAGGUCCGCCCCGCUUGCUAGCUAUGAUCAAGCCUUUACAAGUGGACCCGCCUCCGACCGUCGAGGACUCGCCCGGGCUCUUCGCACCUGUAGAUAUAGUUCCUUGUGGCGCUCCAGUGAGACCGAGCACCAGCAAGUACAGAGAGCCCAAUGAGAAGCCCGCGAGCGAGCCUUUGCUUGGGAGAGAGCGGGACGAGAGGCGGAGGAGAUGUAAUCUGCCCGCGAGUGUGAGCUCGCCAGAACUGAGAUGCGAGGAGUCCGAAGAAGAGAAGCAGAAGUUGCACGAGCAGGCGAGGGUUUUGCUCGCGGUGGAGUUCACGAAGCCCGAGUGCCAGGUGCGGCACGCGGCCGGACAGUUGGUCUGCGGGGAGUGCGCGGCGCUGUGUGCGCGUUCACCUUUGUAGUACAGGCUCCUGACUCGCGUGUUUAAGAUCUACGCGGUCUCCGGAGAGAAGCUCUCCAGGCAACUCCCGCUACAAGACUACGGACCCUCGUUUGUGUGAUGUGUCCUUGACCGACCGUUCGUACUUCUAAGUGAGCUGUGAUAGACUAGAUUUGAAUUUACGUACGUUAGUGACUUAUUUCGUACCGUCUAGUGAUAGGUUGUAAGGUGUACCGCGUCGGAUCAGUAGUGUAUCGUGGUUAAGCGUUCUGUGGUUUAGGUCUUGUAAAUACGUCUGUUUGUUUCAAUCAUUUUCCAUUUUGAUGUAUUUUUAGGGUAAACUCUUAGAGCAUUUUUAUAUUUGUUUAACUUAAAUCAGUAGACUAAAGUGAGGUUAUAAGAAAGUUUUUACACUCUUGUUGUAAUUGUUGCGAGGUUUUGUAAUGGUGUAUCUGACCAGGCCAGGGGCAAUUCAGACAUGCCCAGAUCUCGCUAGCUGAACGAAAAAUACAAACAUUAAGGUAAAAUUAAACUCAUUCAACAUUUAGUACUUGCAUCUAAUAAUAACAUAAUCUGAUAGAAUAUUUACGUAUAUUUAAUAUAUAUUUUGUGAAAUUGUCGUACAGUUCGCAUGAAAUGAGUCUUGCAGUGAUAUGCCAAAUAAUACAAUCCAGCAAUGAUUAUAUAUUGUAUAACGUUUCUUAAUAUAAAAAUAUACAAAUAUUGUUGAAGAUUUUCUAAAUAUAUAGCAAGAGUAAGCGGCUAACUAUGAAGAAUAAAUUAUUUUUCAAUGUAA